CAAACGUGAAGUCGAUAAAGCGGAACUGUAAACAAAACGAAGUCUAUUCCGCUGCCUUAUACCAACACUGAACAGCCAUUGUUUGUUGUCAUUACAUGUACUGUGCUCAGCUUCUAGAAGUCUAGUACUAAGGAGAGGAACCCAAGUAACAGGAUGUCACUGCUUCGGUACGCCAACAACCCCAGCAGGUACAAACCAGUGGCAACCACAUCCACACAAUUGAUCAGAAGGUUUCUACACCUAGAAAAUGGACCAGUCUGGACUGCUGCAAAGCCAGAGACUCAAGAUAGACAAGAAAAAGUGAAAGCGUUUGAUGAAAUGCCAACGAGAAAUUCAAAUGUGUUACAAAGUGUUUACGAUGUAUUUUUUUACAUGAGGCGAAAGGGAUACUUCUCCAGGCCAGAUCUACUUGUUCAAGAGAAUGUUGAUAAAUACGGUCCAGUUAUGCGGAACUUGCUGGGAAAUGAAUUUGUAGUACAAAUUGUGGAUCCUAAGUUUGUUGAAAAAGUGUUCCGUGCUGAAGGAAAGUAUCCAGAACGUAUGGAAAUAAAACCCUGGAAAGAUUAUAGACUGACAAGGAAUAUUCCUUUAGGGUGAUUGAACAUCGAGUUGAUGAGUUGAUGUCAGCAAAAGAAAAGGGCCUUGAGGUCAAAGAAGAUACUUUCUUGGGAGCUUUAAUCUCCAACAGCGAUCUCACUCGUGAUGAAAUUUUUGGCAACUUGUCUGAGCUGAUGGGAGCAGCAAUUGAUACGACUUCAUACACUCUCAUAUGGACGCUGUACUUUCUAGCAUGCAAUCCUGAAGCUCAAAAAAAACUCCGCAAAGAAAUCUGUGAUGCCAUACCGGUCGAUAAACCAAUCACUCAAGAUGACUUAGCCAAAUUGGUAUAUAUGAGGAUGGUAAUUAAAGAAUCGAUGAGGAUGAAACCAGUUAUAAGUGGAAUAACAAGAAAACUUGACAGUGACAUAGAACUUGGCGGGUAUAAUGUUCCAGCAAAGACCCCAAUUGUAGUGCAGUUUUACCCUAUAUCUCAAGAUCCGAACUUCUUUGAAGAGCCUUUGGCGUUUCGACCAGAGCGUUGGGAUCGGACAAAGAAAAACAGCAGCAAAGGUGUCAACGCAUUUGCCUCAAUACCAUUUGGCUUUGGCACCAGAAUGUGUGUUGGUCGUAGAUUUGCAGAGCAAGAGAUGCAUAUACUACUAUCUGAGAUCAUACGCCAGUUCGAAAUAAUACCGACUAAGGAGGUUGGUUUAGCUGUGAAACUUCUCGUCAUUCCAGAUGAGCCGGUUGAUCUGAAAUUCAUCGAAAGAAGCUAAGGACAUAUUUUAGUAGAUAAAAUAAACAAAUACAUUAUAACAUUUUUUAUACUCUCUACCAAAGCAUGUAAAUUUUUUAAAUUUGAAUAUACAUACCUUUUCUAUAUGAUUAAACGGUCAAUUAUAUUGCAAUACAGCCAAAGGUGAUGACGAUACAAUCUAAUAUCACACUUUUUAGAUACCAAUGUAAUGUAAAAUCGUAGAUAUAAAUUAGAAAAUAUAUUUCUAUGAUGACUUAAGGGUCGAUUAAAUUGCGAUACAGAUGUUUUA
Molecule: messenger RNA, 1586 nt
Organism: Anneissia japonica
Lineage: Eukaryota; Metazoa; Echinodermata; Crinoidea; Comatulida; Comatulidae
Product: sterol 26-hydroxylase, mitochondrial-like
Biological process (GO): cholesterol metabolic process; glucocorticoid biosynthetic process; C21-steroid hormone biosynthetic process
Cellular component (GO): mitochondrial inner membrane
Molecular function (GO): oxidoreductase activity, acting on paired donors, with incorporation or reduction of molecular oxygen; monooxygenase activity; heme binding
Source: RefSeq, a predicted model, not a curated record